AUGGUGCCUCUUCGCACUAGCCUCGACCUUGAUGGAACUCCCUCGAUCCUUUGUGAAAAACACCAGAACCAUCUAGCAAUGGAAGACUCGAGCAAGAAGCCCGUGGUUUGUCAAAACCAACCACUUGAAAUCAAAACGCAAACCAUCGAUAUGCUAGAUCUACACCCCGCAACCACUGAGGAGAUGAUCAAUAUAUUCCGCCAGAAGGGAACUGACUACCAAACCUGGAUCAAUUCCCCAGAAGACACCAACUGCCACAGAAAAUGUGUCGUUUCGCCAUCCACAAUAAAAAUGCACCAACUGAUACGACCUUCUGACCCCAGGAACCGAUGGGACGCGUAUUGCAACCAGUGGGUUGGUGCACCCGAGGAAAUCGGCGAUCCUCGUCCUCUCAAUCUCCCCACUGGACUGGAUUACCACAAGCUAUUUCUUCGCAAGCUCGGAGUCGAUAAAGAUGGUUCCCUAGGUUGGAACAAAUACCACGGACGUGUGGCACAUACUGCUAUCUUUGCCGACAACAAUGUCAGACUUGAUGGUCCUCAGUGGUCGGAAAUCGCUCAGGCUCACUACAAAGCUUUUUUUGAUAUCAAUUCUUUGAAACAUGUCUUUCGUAUGACGGUCGUCAAUGAGGAGACUCAUAUCUUCAUGGAUAAGGUGCUUUAUCCGAGAUAUGGACUUGAAAUUGCUAGUGAUACUGAAGUGAGGACAUGGCUGCAUGAUACUAUUGAUUAUCGAGAAAUCAUGGGGACAUCGUUGGGGAAAGCUGUCGGCGCCCUUGUCUUGGGUGCUUUCCCUAGAGGUACACGUCGCAUUGUGCAAAUUCUUACUUGGCAGUAUGAAGGAGACUUGCAGAUGCGAUUUGAUAUCUCACGGCUUCCCAUGAGCAAACACUGA
Molecule: messenger RNA, 894 nt
Organism: Penicillium expansum
Lineage: Eukaryota; Fungi; Ascomycota; Eurotiomycetes; Eurotiales; Aspergillaceae
Exons: 1
Coding region: 1-894 (297 amino acids)
Source: RefSeq, a predicted model, not a curated record